Messenger RNA from Heterostelium album PN500, 3540 nucleotides. RefSeq names its product exocyst complex subunit 5 (gene exoc5). The record is from RefSeq and is a predicted model, not a curated record. Lineage: Eukaryota; Evosea; Eumycetozoa; Acytosteliales; Acytosteliaceae. The coding region runs from base 1 to 3540 and encodes 1179 amino acids. Gene Ontology annotation, molecular function: protein binding. Gene Ontology annotation, cellular component: exocyst; cytoplasm. The transcript is spliced from 11 exons. Gene Ontology annotation, biological process: exocytosis; Golgi to plasma membrane transport.
AUGAGACAUAUCUUGUUUUUCUUUGUCUCUCUUUAUAAUGAUGAUGGAAUGGCUGGUUAUACAAUGCUCUCUCCUAAAUAUUCACCAUCAAUAAUAAUCAAAGUUAUGAGCAAUGAUAAUAAAGAACAACAAGAUAAUGAAAUCAUUGUUAUAUCAUCUAUGUAUACAUCUUUGAAAUGUGACGAUUCUUCAAAAUGGUAUACUCUGUUGAUUCGACCGGAUAGCGACGAGCAGACUGGUGGCGAAGCUACUGACUCAUUGUCGACAUCGUCAUCGUCGGACGACCUCGACUCAUUGAUACACUUUACAUUCUCGUAUCAAGGAACUAGCUAUCCUAGUGACGAACCACCUCUUUUCAACGUGAAGAGCGCAAGCUUCCUCGCUGAACACUGUGAGCUGUUGAAUCAGAAGCUGCGCGAGUUGUGGUCACCCAAUGAACCGGUCAUCUUUCAAGCUAUACAAUGGUUGCAAACCGAUGCAAUACCGACACUCAAUCAAUAUAUAGAGAGUCAACAUGCAUCUAGGAAAAGAAAUAUUUAUCAUCAAAAUAAACAACAAGAUCAACUACAAAAGACAACAAUAACAACAGAAGAUAAACAACAACAACAACCAAGAAGAAAAACACCAACUAUAUAUACAGGACAAGCAGUUACCGAUAAGAAAAGUAGAUUUCAAGCACAUCUUGCUAUUGUCUACUCGAGUGAAGAUGUCGAGUUGGUACUUGAUAAACUUUAUACCAACAAGAAGAUUGCAGAUGCAACUCAUAAUAUGUAUGCAUAUAGAAUAAAGAUGAAUGAUGGUCAAAUUAAUGAAUAUUAUAAUGAUGAUGGAGAGGCUGGUGCCGGUGAUAAAAUGCUAUUUACAUUGAUAAAGAAUGAGUGUGACAGAAUACUGAUAGUUGUAACUCGUUGGUUUGGUGGUAUUUUAUUGUAUUUUGUAAAUGAAAAUUCUCAAUUCUGUUGUAUUCUCAUCUCUUCUCUCCUAUCUUCUCUAAGUUUCCAUCAUAUCGCACCGAUUCCCAUGAGUGCACAAGAGAGUUCACCUAUCAACAACAAUGCAAAAUCACCGUUACUCACACCACAACAGACGAAACAAAUACCCACCACCACCACAACAGCAGAUAUCACAUCGAAACUACCGGCAACACAACCCAAUGUUGUGCAACAAAUCUUGCCAAUUCCCAAGGGUGCAGAAGAGCGUUCGGCUAUCUCUUCGAAAACACCAUUGGUACAGGCAGAAUCAAUCAAGCCAGAUGCUAAUAGUAAAGUGACAUCAUCGAAUAUGCCACCAUCAUCAUCAUCAUCAUCGGCAUCAACUAGCAAUGUAUCACCACCUUUAAAAUCUGCAGCAGCAUCAUCAAAUGUUGGUUUGGCAACCAAUAGUUUCCCAACGAGUACCUCUAAGCCUAACUAUAUGAUGCCACAACAAAAGAUACAACAGAAACAGCUCACCAGCGAUAUGUUUAAGGGUGUAGACUUCACCGCUACACAAUUUGUAGAGGAUCUCACUAGGAAGUUGGUUAACGAUCAGAUGGGAUCGGAUGGAAUGCGUUUCGAUCCAGUGCCAUUCAACACACUCUUCCUAGAGACACAAAUCAAGCUGUCACAACUAGAGUCGAAUAUCGACUCGAGAUUGAACGAUCUCGUCGAUGAAUGUAAUCAAUACGCUGAGGAAUAUAAACAAAAGUUACAUUCCUUACAUAAAUCAUAUCAAGAAGCAUUUCAAUAUUUUAGAGAGUUGGAAAGAGGUGUCAAUACAAUUGGUGCACAAGCAGUACAUUUUGGUGAUGAAUUAGAUAGUGUUACACAACAGAAGAACAAAGCACAGAGUGCACUAUCAUUGAUUAACUAUCUAUUGGAGUUGAACAACGAGAACAAUUCAUCACAGAGAUCUGAUAUCUUUACAAACUCUGAACGUAUUCAUGAACUUGCUCAACUAGUAAAGAAGCUAAGUAGUGUUAGUGAAGAUAUCAAAGAGAUAACAAUAUUGAAUAAAGGUAAAAGUGAAGCGGAAUCACUUACUAAUACUUUGGAGAAUGAUUUGAUUAGUCAGUUUGAGAGAGCACAGGAUAGAGGUGAUUAUGAGAAGAUGAAACAAUGUGCAACCACGUUGUAUGACUUUAACGGUGGAGCUAGAUGUCGUGCCACCUAUGUACAAAAGUUAAAGAUGUUCUUUGACGUAGCAUCGUUGCGUGCCGAUGAGAAUAUGGCACAUCAAACAACCAAGCGUGUCAUUCGUAAGAAUGUAAUCGUUAAAGAUCCACGUUUCAAACAGUUCUUCUCACAGAUCCUAAAGGAUGUUACACACGAACAAAAUGUAAUACAAGCUGUAUUCAUCAAUCAAACAUCUGCAAUGGCGAUGUUAAUUACGAGAAUCUUUGAACAACGAGUUAAAUCAUUUAUUGAUAGUGUAUUAUUAUUAGAGAAAACAAACUUAUCAUUCUUACAGACAUUGCAUAUCGCAUAUUUAAAGACAAAGAAGAAAUUAGUUGAACCAUUGGCAUCGUUUGGUAUCCAUGGUAUUGACUUUAAUGGUUUGCUCAGCUCUAUUUUCUUCCCAUACCAAGAUGGUUAUAUAAAUAGAGAGUUACGAUCAUUAGAGGAUAUUUUACAGGGUUUAGUAAUGGAGGACAGUGAAAUGAAUGAAGAAGGUUUAAAUCAAGAGUUUACACAAACUUUGAUUCAACAAACUGAAUAUGCACUUGUAAGAUGUUUACCUUUAUCACCAGAAUUAAAUUUAGGUGAGAAUAUAAAGGCUAUAUUCUUCUUGAUGUUAAGAGGAUUGUGUACAGAUUAUAUUGAGAAUAAGUUGGAUAGUGCAUCUCGAUUAUAUCCAGCGACCGAUUCAAGAUGUCUAUCGACACUCAAUAGUUUGUUUAUGAUUAUUUUGAAUGUUAAUCAAGUGGUAGGACAGAUUCAAACACAAUAUCAAUUGUAUGUAUCACCGUUGAUAAAUCAAACCAAUAUUCAAUCACAAUGCUCCGAACAACUUCACUAUAAUAUAUCAUCGAUGGAGAUAAAGAUCUGCAAGGCAUUGGAGUCUUCACUUACCACAAUGGUAGGUCUCAUCGAUAAGUCGCUGCUAGACCAGAAGCGUAACGACUAUCUUAGUGAAGACUAUGACAACUCUGUCACACCAACAUGUACAGCAAUCAUCAAACUGAUACAUAUACUCUAUGAUCUCUGUAAGAGUUGUCUACAAGGCAAGAAUUUAACAAUCUUUACUGAGGAAUUAGGUUUAAAGAUACAAUUUGCAUUUAUAAAUCAUUUUAAGAAGUUUAAGAUUGGACAAGGUCCAGGUGCAUUAAAGUUACUUAGUGAUUUGAAAUCCUAUAAGGAUGCAUCAAAGAUAUUCAAGAGUCACAAGGUAGAAGAGUCAUUCGAUAUGCUCUAUGAUAUUUCGAAAUUGCAUUUCGUCAAUGCAGAGAACUUCAAGUCUGUCAUUGAAGGUGGUGCACUCUCCCGUAUGCCUAAAGCAGAUCUUAUUGCGUUUAUUAAACAAAGAUCUGAUUUUAAAUCAUUAUGGUUAGAUAUGUUAUAA